UCCCCCUCUUCCUCCUCCCUCUCCAUCCCCCUCUUCCCCCUCCUCUUCCUCCUUCCCCUUCAUCCCCCUCUUCCUCCUUCCCCUUCAUCCCCUUCAUCCCCCUCUUCCCCCUCCUCUCCUUUCCCCUUCAUCCCCCUCUUCUCUGGGCCGGGCACUCACCCCCACCCCCCACUCUCCUUGUGUCUCCCCGCAGGCUGCCUUCUCCUCCCCGGGGUCGCUGCCCCUGCCGGGGCCGGGCGCCGGCGGCGGCUCCCCGGGGCGCGGCGCUGCCCUGCCGGCCCCGGGCGGCGGCGGGCUCCGGCUGGAGGCGGUGAUGGAGAAUCUGCAGCGGCAGCAGGCGGCGCGGCUGGCCCGGGUGGAGGAGAAGCUGCGGCGGGGGCAGGCGGAGCCCGGCCCGGGGCAGCUGCGCUCCGUGGUGGGGAGCCGCGUCCAGCAGCAGGCGCUGGCCAUCCAGCACUACCAGGCGGCGGUGCGCUGCGGGCUGGCCCCCCGCGGCCGCCUGGGGGGCUCCCCGCCGGGACCCGGCGCCCCGGACCACGAGGAGGAGGAGGAGGAGGAGGAGGACCUGGAGGAAGAGGCGGGGGCGGCCCGGUACCCGCCGCGCUCCCCCAGCGCCCCGCAGCAGCGCCCGGAGCCCGCCCGCUCGCUCUCCCCGCCCCGCCAGCCACCGCCCCAGCACCACGAGUGGACCUACGAGGAGCAGUUCAAGCAGCUCUACGAACUGGACGACGAUCCCAAGCGGAAGGAGUUUCUGGACGACCUCUUUGGCUUCAUGCAGAAGAGAGGGACUCCAGUGAACCGAAUCCCCAUCAUGGCCAAGCAGGUGCUGGACCUGUACACGCUGUACCGACUGGUGACCGAGAAGGGCGGCCUGGUCGAAGUGAUCAACAAGAAGAUCUGGCGGGAGAUCACCAAAGGCCUCAACCUCCCCACGUCCAUCACCAGCGCGGCAUUCACUCUCCGCACGCAGUACAUGAAAUACCUGUACCCCUACGAAUGUGAGAAACAAGCCCUCAGCUCCCCCGGCGAGCUCCAGGCCGCCAUCGACAGCAACCGGCGAGAGGGGCGGAGGCAGACCUUUGGGACGGCGCUUUUCAGCUACUCCCCCGUGGGCACCCCAGCCAUGCUGGCCUCCCCGAAGAUCCCCAUGCCGGCCCUCACCGUCUCCACGCACAGCUGCAGCCAGACGAGCCAAGUGCACGCCAUUAAGAAAGAAGACGGCGUCCUGUCCGCGGCGGUGCCCAGCCGCAUCGCCAUCCCCGUCAGCCUGGCAGGGCACCACGUCGCCGCGGCCUCCCAGGCGGCCGCGCUGGAGCAGCUGCGGGAGAAGCUGGAGACGGGGGAGCCGCCCGAGAAGAAGGUGGCGCUGAUGGCGGAGGAGCAGCAGCGGCUGAUGCAACGCGCCCUGCAGCAGAACCUGCUGGCCAUGGCCUCCCAGUUCCCCAGGAACAUCAAGAUCAGCAACCGAGAUGACAGACAGGAGACCGCAUUGAACCUGUCCACCAACGGCAUUAGCAGCAUCAACAUGUCAAUAGAAAUAAAUGGAGUUGUCUACACAGGUGUCCUGUUUGCCCGCAGACCCCUUGGCCCAGGGGCGCCUGGCAGCAACAGCAGCAGGAGCUCCCACGGCCCGUCGAGCCCGGUGCCCGCGCAGAACCAGCGGCUCUCGGCCUCCUCACGCAGUCACACUCCCGCCAGUGCCUCGCCAUGAGGGCGGGAGAGUCGCCGAGGACCCCCCACCCCGCCAGCCCCCCAUCAGCCCCCUCAGAAAUAAAGCAACUUGGAGUCAAAGUCCAGAAUCCCAGGGGAGCACCCGCGACAUGCCUUCUGCAUGCGUGCCCCCCGCCUCUGACGCAGCAAGACCCCUUCUGCCCUGGCCACCUGGGCCACAGGAAUCAGCUGGGGGGGGGCGCUCUGGCUGGGCUGCAGUGGGGUGAGGGGCUCUGGCCGGGCUGCUCUGGCCUGUGGGGCUCUGGCCAGACUAACUGUGGGGUGAGGGCUUCUAGCCGGGCUGCAGUGGGGUGAGGGGCUCUGGCCAGGGUGCAGUGGGGUGAGGGGCUCUGGCCAGGCUGCUGUGGGAUGUGGGGUGAGGGGCUCUGGCCGGGCUGCAGUGGGGUGAGGGGCUCUGGCCAGGCUGCUGUGGGAUGUGGGGUGAGGGGCUCUGGCCAGGGUGCAGUGGGGUGAGGGGCUCUGGCCGGGCUGCUCUGGCCUGUGGGGCUCUGGCCAGACUAACUGUGGGGUGAGGGCCUCUAGCCGGGCUGCAGUGGGGUGAGGGGCUCUGGCCAGGGUGCAGUGGGGUGAGGGGCUCUGGCCAGGCUGCUGUGGGAUGUGGGGUGAGGGGCUCUGGCCGGGCUGCAGUGGGGUGAGGGGCUCUGGCCAGGCUGCUGUGGGAUGUGGGGUGAGGGGCUCUGGCCAGGGUGCAGUGGGGUGAGGGGCUCUGGCCGGGCUGCUCUGGCCUGUGGGGCUCUGGCCAGACUAACUGUGGGGUGAGGGCCUCUAGCCGGGCUGCAGUGGGGUGAGGGGCUCUG
Caretta caretta (loggerhead turtle) is the source of this 2528-nucleotide messenger RNA. RefSeq names its product AT-rich interaction domain 3C (gene ARID3C). NCBI's taxonomy places the organism in Eukaryota, Metazoa, Chordata, Testudines, Cheloniidae. Gene Ontology annotation, biological process: regulation of transcription by RNA polymerase II. Gene Ontology annotation, molecular function: DNA binding. Gene Ontology annotation, cellular component: nucleus. The record is from RefSeq and is a predicted model, not a curated record.